Cadophora gregata is the source of this 1321-nucleotide messenger RNA. RefSeq lists its product as uncharacterized. Lineage: Eukaryota; Fungi; Ascomycota; Leotiomycetes; Helotiales; Ploettnerulaceae. The record is from RefSeq and is a predicted model, not a curated record. Gene Ontology annotation, biological process: nucleotide-excision repair involved in interstrand cross-link repair; nucleotide-excision repair, DNA damage recognition; base-excision repair. Gene Ontology annotation, cellular component: nucleotide-excision repair factor 1 complex. The coding region runs from base 502 to 1266 and encodes 254 amino acids. The transcript is spliced from 2 exons. Gene Ontology annotation, molecular function: damaged DNA binding.
AUAGCAUCGCGCUAGCAUCGCGCCCUCCCCUCCAUUGCUCAUCACCUCAACUUGCCUCGUCUUUGUUUUCUUUCCAGUCUGGCUACUGUACCUUCUCUGUUAUUUUCCAAACAAUUGUCAUGGACAGACAGGUUAUUCUACCACCUCGGACAGCUAUACAGCCAAAUUCUCGAUCUCCUCCUCCAACUCCAGAGGUAACUCGAAGAAUCGCAAGUUGGGCCCUCCUCUCAUUAUCGCAAAUCUAACAGAGGACAGGAAGAGAAUAGACUCAAAGCCAAAGCUAUUCGUGAGCGUCAUCUUGCUGAAGAAGCUGCCUCCCAAUCUGCAUCUUCUGGAAAUACUUCUGCUGCCACUAGUCAGAAACGCAAUCAUGCCUUGAUCUCCUCUGAUAACCCCUCAACUGGUCGUGAUCUCAGAACCCACCGCGAUGCGCGAGAUGCCCACGAUGUUAUACUGCCUGCUCGGAAGUUCAAGAAAUAUGUCGACCACGACUUUAGCAAGAUGACAGACACUAAGGGUGGUUUCUUGAAUGCUGACGAUGAUCCAUUCAACAAGGCUAUGCAUGCGUCUAGUAACAAGGAGGAGAAGCCUGCGCAUAUGACUUUAAAAGAGUGGGAACGACACCAGUUGCUUAAGAAUCUACGGAGAAGAAAAGAAGGGCCUUUUGAGCCUGGCUUGGGACUUGGUGCGCGGGAGCAGGGCAAGAAGUGCUCAGAUUGUGGAAGCCUUGAGAUUGACUGGACCUGGGACGAGGUGUUUGGUGUACAAGUCUGUGCGAGAUGCAAGGAAAAGAAUGACCAGAAGUACAGUCUUCUAACCAAGACUGAGUGCAAGACGGAUUAUAUGUUAACGGAGCCUGAACUUAAUGACAAUGAGCUUCUCCCUCGUCUUUUGAAACCAAAUCCUCACAAAGCUCAUUGGCACGACAUGAGCCUCUUCUUACGAUUUCAAGUCGAAGCAUAUGCUAUCAAGACGAAAUGGGGAUCUGCUGAAGCUAUGGAUGCCGAGUUUGAUAGAAGACAAGCUGGGAAGCAAAUACAGAGAGGUAAGAAGUUUAAGAAGGGCUUAGUUGAGCUUGAGAAGAAGACAAGAGGAGAGUCUAUGUUGAGAAGGAAGAGAGAGAAGAACAAGGAAGCAAAGUUUGGCGAUCAGAUAGAUGACAGUAAGCACGUCCAUACGUUUGGCAUUGGUCUUGAAGGCUCGGAUGGUGCAACUAUUAGGGCUUGUAUAGAGUGUGGCCAUGAGAUCGAAGAGCUUAUCAUGUGAAAGGUGGAGAGGACAAAACCUAUGGUUUUUUAGAUAUUGAAUUGAACUUUGGAAC